Messenger RNA from Theileria annulata, 456 nucleotides. Its product is annotated as glutaredoxin, putative. Gene Ontology annotation, molecular function: glutathione disulfide oxidoreductase activity. Bases 1 to 456 code for a protein of 151 amino acids. The record is from RefSeq and is a predicted model, not a curated record. Lineage: Eukaryota; Apicomplexa; Aconoidasida; Piroplasmida; Theileriidae. The transcript has 5 exons. Gene Ontology annotation, biological process: cellular response to oxidative stress. Gene Ontology annotation, cellular component: cytoplasm.
AUGGCUUCGUUAUCUUACCUAUUUUACUUGACUUCUUUGUUUUUUCUAGGAAUACUUCAGCCUUCUCACAGUCGUCUUAGCUACAAUUUUUUCUACGAUUUUUGGAGCAAAUAUUCAUUCACUUUACCUUUCAAGAUGACUGAAAAAACACCUAAGGAUUGGGUCGACGGUCUCGUCAGAAAACACAAAGUCGUAGUCUUUUCAAAAUCAUACUGCCCAUACUGCACUAGGGCUAAAGAUGCUCUAAAGAAACUCAACCUUGAAGAUUUGCACGUUGAAGAGUUGGAUUCUAACAGUAAAAUGGAUGAAGUUCAAGACUACUUGAAUAAACUCACAGGUGCCAGAAGUGUUCCUCGCGUUUUUGUUAACGGACAGUUUUACGGAGAUUCCACAAAAACCGUUUCUGAUGUUGAAAGCGGGAAGUUUAUGGAAUAUUACAAGAAAUCCGAUUUAUAG